UGUUUAUGUUACUAGUUACUACUAAUAACUACAUUUUCAAUGAACACUGUUAAUGGAGUGUCAAAUGAUGGUUUGGGGCUGGUAAAUAAUUCACCUGAAAGUUUUUCAGGACACACAAGUUCACAAGAAUUUGAACCUUCAUCACCAUCUAAAGAUGAUGAUAUAAGUAAUGAAGUUUGUGCUCUGUGUAACUGUGGAUAUGAAAUGACUUUAAUACUUGGACAGUUAACUCGUUAUAGAGUAUCACAAAGCACUCUUAAAAAAAGUGAUAAAAAUAAAUAUGAUACUCCAAAAGAGGAGACAGAAAUAUAUUCUUCAGAUUCUUUGAACAAUAGAAAAGAUACCAAGGAGAAAGUAUUUCAUAAACGUCGGCGUAGGAAACAAAGCAUUGAUGCUGAUUUAAAUUUACCUCCUGAUAUGACAGCUUUUGGUACAGCCACAAUGCAAGAGUUUGCUGAUGUCUUGGAUAAUGAUGGUUUUGUGUGGGCUCAUCAUUGUUGUGCUGCGUGGUCUGCAGGUGUUUGCCAAACCGAUUCAUAUGACUUGGAAAAUGUAGAUAAAGCAAUUGCUAAAGCAUUAUUGAAGAAAUGUAGUCAUUGUUUGCGAUAUGGUGCAAGUGUAGAAUGUCAAGUGCAAAGAUGUAGCAAACUUUUUCACUAUCCUUGUUGUGCUAGUGCUGGAGCAUUUCAGAACAUAACAAGCAUGAUUCUUCUGUGUCCAGAGCAUUUAGAUAGAUCAGAAAAAUUAGUCGAUGCUGAAGCCUUUUGUGAUACUUGUCAAAAAUCUGAUAACAUGCAGUCUCAGUUGUUUUGUACAAGCUGUGGUCGUCAUUUCCACAGUUACUGUGUAGAUAUGAAUAUUCCAAUAACUCCAGUUGUACGAAUGGGAUGGCAAUGUUCGUUUUGCAAAGUAUGUCAAGGAUGUAAACAGCCAGGCGAUGAAGAAAAAAUGCUGUGUUGUGAUCAAUGUGAUAAAGGUUACCAUAUUUAUUGUUUAAAUCCCCCUAUAUCUGUAGUUCCAAAGUCAGUUUGGAAGUGUGUUAGUUGUCGUAAAUGUAGUGACUGUGGAUCAUCAAAACCUGGUUCUGGCCCUUCAUGCAGGUGGCAUAAUAAUUUUUCAUUAUGUGAUCGUUGUUAUCAACAAAGAAAAAAAGGUCAAAGUUGUCCCAUAUGUAAACGUGCUGUACGCCUGUUUAACAAUGGUGAUGCUAUACAAUGUAAAAAGUGUUUUAAAUGUGUGCAUGGAGAGUGUCACAGUCCUUUGGAUGAUGGGGCUGAAUAUAUUUGUCCUGAUUGUAUUGAGGAAGAUAAAGACAUAAAUGCUGACAGUUAUGAGAAUGAAUCUAAUUCCUGGUAUGAUCAAGAGUUUCUUUCAUCAGGUCAAAAAGUUGUUUCCAUUGAAGAAGCUGAACUUUUUUCCUUGGCUGCAUCAAUGAACUUUAUAGAUUCUUGUUUACAAUUAGACAAUGACAAUAAAGUUUAUUCAGGUGAUGAGCAAAAGUUUGAUGGAAAAGAGAGUGAGUCAACAUUAGAUUCUCCAUACAGCAGUAGCCUUAUAAGUGAUAGCUAUCAAAGCGCUCAAUCUUUUCGAGGUAGAGGAAGAGGUCAUGAACAAAAAAUGAGAACUUUUAAGAAAUCUUUCAGAGGACGAGGUCAUUUUAGUAGAAAUCCCAAUUACACAAAAGAUUCUCAAAUUACUUCUCAAGAUACAGAAAAAGAAGAAAAAGACCUAUCAAAUAUUGUGAAAUAUUCUGACAAAGCAGAGAAUGGAACCAGAACAGAGGAAGAUGAAGAAAAUGAAGUUGUUGGUCUUCAUUCUACAGUUGUUAUAGUUUCAACUCGUGAUUCAUUUACAUUAAAACAAGAUAUAUGCAUGUGCUGUGGAAGUUUGGGUAAAGGCAGUGAAGGUUACUUAAUUGGUUGUGUGCAGUGUGGCCAGUGCUUUCAUCCUUUUUGUGUAAAUGUCAUGAUCAAUGAAGUGAUAUUAACUCGUGGCUGGAGGUGUUUAGACUGUUCAGUUUGUGAAGGAUGUGGCAGAAAUUCAGAUGAGGGGCACCUAUUGUUAUGUGAUAUCUGUGACAUAAGUUUCCACACAUAUUGUUUGGAUCCUCCCUUAGAAGAAGUUCCUAUUGGUGGUUGGAAAUGUCAAUGGUGUGUAGUUUGUGAAGACUGUGGCAGUAAAGAUGCUGGUUUUGAUAACCUAUGGAUGGCUAACUACACCCAAUGUGGUCCUUGUUCUAGUGAGCAAUAUUGUUCUAUUUGUUCAUAUGCAUAUGAAGCAAACAAUUUAGUUAUUCAAUGUGAGAAAUGUAACAGGUGGUUGCAUGGAGAGUGUGAUGGUCUCUACACAGAAGAAGAUGUCGAACUUGCUUGCAAUUUAAUUUAUCAUUGUAUUAGAUGUCGUCCAAAAACAAAGCACCUUGGGAUUUAUACAAACUUAAAAGCUAGUACAAUUUCUAAAGUCAGUAUAAAAAAAGCUAUUUCUUGUCAAAACCAAAUUCAGAGAAAAACAAAACCAUUAGUAUCUUUAAAAGCGAAAAAACUUUCACGCUCCGAGCUUAAAGAGCAAAAGCGCAUUGAAUUAGAAGCAAUGCCUUUAAUACCUCAACAUGCAGAAAUUAAUGAAUGUGGAACAUUUGCUAUAGAUCUUAGUAACUUAAAAGCUCGUUUGCGAAUGGAUGAUAUCGAAAAACCAAAUUUUCAUUUAACAGAAACAGGUUUAAAAGAAAUAAAAACACAAGUUAUAAGAGCUCCUAUACACAGAUCAAAUCUUCGUAAGGAGCGAAAUAUUUCAAGAAAACGAGAAGAAACCAAAAAUAAUUCAAUUAUGAAUGAAGAAGUUUCUUGUUCCAUAGACCCUGAAGACCCAUCCGCAUCUGUUUUAGGUGCUUCUUUUGAUCUUGAAGGUUUAGGUGUAGAAAAUGAUCUUCUCUCUCCUGGAAUGCUAUCAGUCAAGCAAGAGGAUUUAGAUAUGGAUUUAAUGCAGCCAGACACAACUCAAGAACUUGAUGAUUUUUUGAAUGAUGAGGAAAAUGAAGAAAAUGUGUUUGCUCCUGAGCCAGAAGAUGUUAAUGAUCCGUUUGAGUUUUUUGGUGUUAACCUGUUAGAAAAACAUUUAAACAUGGAAUUAGAAUCUCUUGAAACUUCAACUAAUAGCAAACAGUUAAAAAAAGAAAAGAAAAAAGAACGAAGAAUGAAACGUGCUGCUAAGCUAGCAGAAGCUGCUCGUAUUGCAUUUGAUACAAUGAGAGGGCCAAGUGUUACAGAUCCCAAUGCUAUGACCAUACCCUUACAAAAAAAGCCAGAACUUGUUGAAACUCUUGAUUUAAUUACACCUGAAAUGAAUCCUCAGCUUAUGAUAACUGAACUAGAACAGCCUGCAUCUGAUGUGAAAGUUGAAGAAGAAUUAGAAAAUAAAACUCCCAGUAGUCCAGUUGAUAUUGCUGCUGUUCCUUCUUCUAAUCUGUCACCAAAUCACCCUAUAUCGUUAGAUCAAAAUGAAGAUUCUUCUCAUCUUGAACUAAUGAGUGUUCUUGACCUGCCUCAUGUUGCAGGACAUGAGGUUGAGCAAAUGUUUGCAGGUCUUGAGCAAGAAAUGAAUUCAAAUAAGUUUAUUACCAACAAAAUGUCUAAAUCUGACAUUCCUUCUAGAAUGAUACUUUCAUCUUUAUCAUCAUCAGGAAUGCCACAACCUGGCCUAGAGAAUCAAAUAAAAUAUUCACCAUCUUUAUUGAUGUCAAAUAUUUCUCCGCAUUCUUCAAAUCUAAUACAAAAUAUAUAUCCUAUGGAUAAUGAUUUUGAAGGGAAAAAGUCAGAUGGAAAUGGUUUGAAUCCGAAAAUUGACACACAAAAACAGCUUCGCAAAUGGGAAAUUGAUGAACAACUUGGUGAAAAUGCAACAAUCUCUCCAGUUUUAUAUACAAAUUUAAUGCAUAAAAAUUUAAAGAACGAUUUCAUAGAUUGGCCUAAUAGAGCACGAGCUAUUGCUCGGUUAUGGAGAAAAUUACCUAAUGAGCAGAGAGAACCUUUUAGAAUUCGUGCAAGAGACAAUCGUGUGAAGUUAAAAGAGCGAAAGGGUAUUCGUCGACAUGCAUCAAGAGAGAGUCCAAUGACACAAAAUCCACAAUUGCAAAAUUCUUCUUUACAUGAUUCCCAACAUAAUUCUCAGAUGAAAAAUUCAUCAAUGAUUACUUCUUCAUUUCAAAAUUUACAGCAAAAUAAGAAUUUACACGUCUCUAUGCCAACUAUGCAGAUGUGUAAUCGUUUUGAUGACGGAGAAAUUAUAGGCUCUCCUAAAUAUUCUGUAAGCAACUCUUUAAGUCCAACUGGGUUGACUACUUCUUUACAGGCUAACAUUAGGUCAGGAUUUACUGAAUCUCCUGUGGCAUCUAAUAUAUCUACACCGCCUUCAAUAUUUACUGUUCCAGAACCUCAAAAGUUAUCUCCGCUUUUACAAAGAUUAUCCCCUCAUUGUGCUAUUUCAUCUAACAAUGAUUUAUCACCUCAAUUGGCUAACACUCCAACACAUGCUAAUAUAUCAAGUGCAACAGAACCUACAAAAAUUAUAAUAAAAUCAGAUUCUAAAAUCCAAUUACCAUCACAUAAGCAAGAGCAUUAUCAACAGCCAAUUGAGAAUGCUCUGCAAGAACCAGAUAAAAAGUUUCAACCUCUACAGCAGAAGAGAGUUUUUGAACAACAGAAGCAAACAUUGCAAAAGGAUGAAAUUAUUUCUAAAGCAGAGCAAAAAGAAACACUUUGUCUGUCGCAAAGAGAUGAUACACAAACUAUAUCUACACAAUCAAAUAUUUCCUCUCGAAAUAGGGCAUUAAAUGACAAUAGAAAUAAAUCUCCUUUAUCUAAUGUCAACAUUACAAGUAGAAUAAUGAAAAGUCCAGCAAUUGUUUCUCCACCUGAUAGUUCUGUUUCUAAUCAUGAUUCAGAUCGUAAUGCAGAUAUUGAAAGGUAUUUUAAUUCUCGUAAAAAUUUGGACUACAGUGGUAGCCAGAUGCACAAUGUUGAUCAACAACAAGCAUAUAUGCUGCAGCAACAGUAUAUGGUUGCACAGCAACAAUAUAUUCAGUUACAAUUGGCUCAACAAUCUACAGCCCCUGAUGGUAUGUAUGGAAUUCAGAAACAACCUGACAAAGAUCUCCCAGAUGUUGAUAAUGAACAUGAACAUCAAGAACGUCUUCGUUUUCUUUUUCAUCAGCGUCAAAAAGAGCCUUCAUUUGGGCCUCAAACAAUGACUCCUAUAAAAAAUACUUUAGCUAAUCAGGAUUCUUUAACUCAUCAUUAUGACCCAAUGCAUGGUCAAGGUUCUUCAAUAAUGGGAGGAAACUAUAUGCCAAGGUUGCCACAUUUCCCUGUGCCAAAUCCAGCUGACUCUCCUGCAUACCACCAAAUGGUUGUUGAAUAUAUGGAAAGAUAUAGGAAGAGUUUAGAGAUGGAUACAGCUGGUCCUCCAUUAAGUCAAGUGAAUAGCACAAUGAUGGCAGAGUUUACUAAGCAAUAUCAACAACAUCAUUACAACAAGUAUUACCAUUCACGACCUCAUCAAUCUUACUUCAAUUUUUCACCAAGACCAGAUUAUCCUAAUUACGAUGAAAGAAUGUAUACUGGGUAUGCUGAGAAAGGACCUCAUGAUUAUCAACAAGCUUUUCCAAGAUCAAAUAUAUUACCAAAUAAAUCUCAAUCAGUCAUUAUUGAUGAAAAAAACCGUGGCUACGGAACUGCAACAACUUUACAAAGGUCUUCUUCAUUUCAAAUAAGUCGCAUUGCUGCAGAUAGUACAUCUAAUGAUGAAUUUCUUCCUGGUAAAGAAAAAGAUUCAGAGCAAAAAAACUGUAACAUUUCACACAAGAACGACAGCAAUGAAAGUGAGAUAUCUAGCUCUAAAGCUACUGAUGGGCUUGUUGAUAAUGAAGGUUCCAUUACUUCAAACAGAGAACAUUAUGGAAGUGAUGAUGAGGAUGAUAUUUUUAAUCGCAAUCAAAAUAAACCAUUUAUGAAAAGGUCAAAUAGAGCUGAAAAUGAACUUAAAAAAAUUAAUGAAAGGCUUUUAAAAAAAGUUUCUGUUAUGUUAUCUGAUGAUGAGGAAGCUUUCCUUGGAAGAAAUCAGGAUGAAUAUAUUUCGGAUUGCUCAAGUCAUGUAUGCUCUGAUAGUGAAGAAGAGAUUCUUAGAGUAUCAAAUAAGAAACUAUGUUCAGAUCAUAAAAAAGACGAAAAUGAGUUUGGUAAUAACAAAAAAACUGAUAUUGUCCACCAAAAUGAACAAGAAAUUUUAGGUAGAGGUACUUCACUUAGAGUAAAUGAAACUUAUAUUCGAGAUCAGCAGAUUGCUGAAAACCAUAACAGUGAAGAGUUCAAGCACCAUUUGUAUCAUAAUGAAAAAGGUACAGUGCAGUCCUCAUCAUUUCCAAGUACUGAUAAAUAUACUAUAGAGCAGCCAGGUUUAACCAAUGGAGGCUCUUUAUCUAGGCUUCAAAAUAAUCAUAUACCUUUAUUUACAAAUAACCAGCCUACUUCAUACUUAAGUAACAAUUUAUAUUCAAGUCAAAAUUCGUAUCCUCAUCCAUCUGUGUACCAGCUGGGUGUUAUGGGUUAUCCUAAUGAAGGUAAUGAUAAGCAUUUCGAAAGUCGCCAGCAUUCAGCUUUAAAAAAUGAAAGCCAACCUGAUUGGGGUAGUUUUUCUGGAUCAAAUAAAAACAACUAUCAAAAAGCUGGUGUUUUGCAUCAGAGUCAGACAAAAUACUCAGGGUUUUCUUCACCUAGUCAAAACUAUAAUGCUGAAAGUGUCAGCACUUCAGAAACUUUAAAGACAAGUUUUUCACAUUUUCAUUCAAAAAGUUCUUUACCCCAAUCAGUAUCAUCUGUGUCUUCUGCCUCAAAUCCUUCGUUUAGUAACUCUCCUGAUUCAAGCUACUUUUCACCUACUAUUACCUCAUCAGCUAACAAUUCAAUAAAUUCAGACAAAGCCACUGUUUCGUUUUCAACAACAACAAGUUCAAAUAUAUAUUCAACUUGUCAUCCAAAUUCUAUGGAAAUAUCUGGAAAUUCUAUGUUUCAGCAAGGUAGUAUUUCUGGCUCAAUGCAAUUUCCGUCAUCAGGUAUAGUUAAUCCACAUUAUUCUAAUCCGAAUGGUCCAUACAUUCCACAAUCUACUAAUCCUCUAUUUCCUGAAUCUGGUAUGGCACCAUUUACUCAAUCAAGUUCUUUACCACCCCUAUCAAGUUCCAUUACUUCAAAUCCAAGCUUGAUUCAAUCUUCGCCAAUACCUGGUUCUGUUCCGCAAUCUUCAUCUCCUUUUAAAAUAAAUAGUUCACCUCAAAAAUCUAAUAUAGUGUCGCUUCACCCAAACUCACAGCGUUACCAUCAAAUUUUUUUUUAUCAACAUCAACUUUUAAUUAUGCAAUUCCAGCAAUAUCAGUUCCAGUUACAACUUCAGUUUCAGCAAUUAAAUCAGCAACAAAUUGGCCAGCAACAACAGUUUUUGUUGCAACAACAAUUUCAUCAACAGUUAAUGCUACUGCAACAGCAACUUGUCCAACAACAAAACCAACUUUAUCGAAUGGCUGCAAACGGAAUUCAAUUUACUGAGCACCAGCUUAAUGCAAUGUACCAACAACAGAUGCUUACUCAACAAUCUUAUAGUCAGUGGAUUGUGGCACUUUCACCUGAACAGCAAGUUUUAUUUCAGCAGCGUAUGCAGGCUUGCAUGCAACAAGUACAACACCAAAUGGCACAAAUUUUGCAACAGUCUUCAAGAAAAGAGGAAGAACAGAAGAAGAAGCCAAAACCUAGACGUUCUCUAAACAAAAAAAAAUCAGCAGCAUUAUUAGCUGCAGACUCAGUUCAAACAUCUCAGCCUUCUACAAAGUUUCCGGUGCCAGAGUUAUCUGAAGAAAUGAAAAUACGAACAGGACAAAAUUUAGUUGUUUCAAAAGAAGAAUCUUCACAUUCAGAGCCUAACCAGAUCACUUCUAAACCAGAUUCGAUUUUACCAACUAAUUCUGUAAGUUCAGACUCUAAACCAAACCAACAAAAUACUUGCAAACCAAAAACAGAGGAAAAAACAAUAAAUCCUAAUAUCAUAUCUCCUCAAUAUGAAAAAAUACAUGAGAGUUUUAUUAGACAUCAAAAACAAUUUCGGGGGGAAAUUCCUCCUGGUCCCUCACCAUUAUCAGGUUACUCGAGAUGCGAUACGCAACCCGGACAAGAUUUUCAAAGAACACAGCAAAAUGAUAUUUCAAAACCGGUUACAACAGUAUUAUCUGGUGAAAUAUCUCCAGGUAGUAUGCAUCAAAAAGCUGAACAACUUCUUAAUCCAAGAAAUACUGCUAUACCACCAAAACCAAGUUUUUUUCCAACUCAUCCAUCUAAGUUAUUUAAGCAAGCCACGGAAAAGUGUGAGAAAUCUCCUUCACAGGAGUCAUUAGUUUCUAAUGCUAUUCUUCCUAUGGGUGAAACUCCAUCUUUUGGUUCUCGUCCUGGCAUUAAUCAACUAAGUUCUGAACCAUCUCGUAUUCGCAAUCCUUUUCUUAAUACAAAAACUGGAGAAAGUUCUCCGUCAAAUAAUUCUGCUUUUAGUGUUAGCAAUUUGUUAGGAACACCCAAAAAACAAUCACUUGUUUCUACUAAUUCACAACCACUUUUUGAACCUGCAAAAAAAGCUAUUAUUACAUCGGAACAUCUAUCUGUAAGUCAAGUCAUUAAACAAAAUGAUUCUGAUCCUGGAACAAAUUCUCCAAACGACUUAGCUUGUGACAACAUGUACCAUAUGACAGAUGGUGAAACAGAAAAAUAUGAAGGAAUGAAUACACAGCUAAAGAAUCUAAUAAAAUUGCAUAACAAGAAAAAGGAUAAAAUUCUUGAAGAAAAAAAAAGACUGCGAGAAUUAGAAAGAAUUAAAAAAAAAGAGGAAAAAGAAAAAAUAAAAGUUAUACGAGAACAAAGAAAGGCUGAAAAAUAUCAGCAACGAUUGUUAAAACAAAAAGCGUUGCAAGAAGCAAAAGCACAACAGCUUGUAAUUAAAAAGCAUAACAAAAAAAUUAUAGUUCCAUUAGAAAUUCCUGACAUGCCAUCAGGUUCUAAAACUCCUACUAUAGUCAGUCCGCUUUCUUCAUUUACUCCAAAAACACCACCUAUGGUUGUUACGCCUAAAAUACCUCUUUGUGAACCAGAUGUGCAUUUAGUUUGUCCUCUUGUUCAACCUUAUGGUUUUAAUAGUUCUAACACAUUUAAAAUUACAGGAAAAUUUGGCUAUGCUCUGAUAGAAAAUGUAAUAGAUGUUUAUAAUGAAAAACCGUAUACAACCUCACCUAUUGCUACUAGUUCUUUCUUAAAACCUAUAUCACAAUGCAGUGUAGUUGUAAAUGACAUUUUAAAUGAUGUUUCGUUGUUCCCUAGUCCUGAACCAAAUAACGAGAGUUCAUUAAUGCAUUCUGAUAUACAAAAAGACAAACUCUUAGGUUCAAUUGUGAAAGAAGAGUCAGAAAGCGUUCGGACAAUAUCAAGUACUCAAAACAUUAUGAACUUUAAAGAUGAAGAUGUUGAUUCUGAAAUUGAAGAUACAAUAUCUCGAUGUAAUUUAUGUUAUGGUUUAUUGCAUAAUGUUGUUUUUUAUGUAGAUAAAAACAUGGAAAAUGUAACAGAAUGCAUGUAUGAUAAAUUUGAACUUAUGUCUUCUGAACAACUUGCAUUUUGCAGUAAUGAGUGUGUAGAAGCAUACCAAAGAAAAGUCGACUAUACUUUUGAGAAUGAUGAUCAAGAAUUAAUUGAUGCUGUUAAAGUUUCUUCAAUGGUUACAACUGAUGAGUUGCAUGUAUUUUUGCCAUUACCUUCAGAUGAAAUACGUGGUGAUGUUUGUGCAAGUGGCAUGAGUAAUAAACUUGUUUCAAAAAGCAAUUGUCGUUGGAAGCGUUGGCGUGUUUCAAGUGAUAAUGAAAAGAAAACAAAAAUUAAAUCUGUGAAAGAAGAUAUCAAUCAGCUUAUGAAAAAAUAUUCUGUUGCUUUAAAACCAAGUGAAAGCAUACGAGAUAGACGGCAAUGUUGUUUUUGUCUUGUUGUUGGUGACGGUGAAGCAAACCAAUCUUCAAGGUUGCUUAAUUGCAAUGUUGAUUCAUGGGUACAUCUUAAUUGUGCUUUAUGGUCAAGUGAAGUUUAUGAGUCAUUGAAUGGUGGUUUGCAUAAUGUUGACAAAGCACUAGCUAGGUCAAAACAAAUGAGAUGCAGUUAUUGUUCAAAAAUAGGUGCUACGUUAAAUUGCUCAUAUACCUUUGGUGCCCAGCAGAGGUUGCACUGUGAGAAAUCUUUUCAUUUUCAUUGUGCACUUCAGUCACAUGCUGCUCUUUAUAAAGAUAAAACUAUACUUUGUUCUGAGCAUAAAUCUCUUGGUAUUCGUAAAGAAGAACUUGAUUCAUAUGCUGUACAGAGAAAAGUUUAUAUCGAAAGAAACAUAACAGAACAAAUAGCAAGGAUGUUGAGUUUAAACAAUAGUUUUGAACGCAAAGAAUAUACAUUUCGUGUUGGUAAUUUAAUAUUUCAUGAAUUAGGACAUGUUCCAAUGCAGUUACUAGAUAACUUUUCAUCUAAAGACUUUGUUUAUCCGGUUGGAUUUGAAACAACUUCAAUUUUCUGGGACAAUCAUGAUAUCCAAAAACGACGUUAUUAUACUUGUUCGAUUAGCGAAUGUAUGAAAUCUCCAAGAUUUAAAGUUAAAGCUCAUUCAAAUGGUUCAGAAGGUAGUCUUUACACCAGUUCCACUGCUAAAGGUGCUAUAAAUGAAAUUAUAGCAAACAUUCAAAAGUUAAGAGAAAAAGAAAAUUGUUUGAAAGUUUUUCCAGAAUUUAUUUGUGGGGAAGAUUUUUUUGGACUUUCAGAACCAACUAUACAAAGAAUGAUUGAGUCUCUUCCUGGUAUCGAUACUAUUUCUAAUUACAACUUUCGUUUUGGUCGAACACCUAUUCUUAUAGCAGAAUUACCGCUAGCAUUAAACCCUACUGGAUGCAUUCGUACAGAAAAAUGUCGCAAGCAUCACACCAAACCACUUGCUAUGCGAACAGCAGCUGAACACACACAUACUUCGGACGCCAUAAUAACUGAUGAUAGUUGGCUUGUAUAUUCUCAGCGAAAUGUACAUAUUAUGAACACAAAAACUGGACAAUAUCGACGAAUGCGGCAAGAGUGGAGAAAUAGUGUUGUUUUAGGAAGGUCAAGAAUCCAAGGAUUAGGCUUGUUUACCAAAAAAGAUAUAGAAGAGAAUACCUUUAUUAUUGAAUAUAUUGGGUCUCUAAUACGAAAUGAAGUUGCUAAUCGGCUUGAAAAACACUACGAAAGACAGAAUCGAGGAAUUUACAUGUUCCGGAUAGAUAAUGAUACAGUUGUUGAUGCUACAAUGGCAGGUGGUCCAGCACGUUAUAUUAACCACUCAUGCGAUCCAAAUUGUGUCGCAGAAAUUGUAUCUAUUGAAAAAGAAAAACGAAUUAUUAUCAUAUCAAGCCGUAAAAUAGAUAAAGGCGAAGAACUUACUUACGAUUAUAAGUUUGAAUUAGAAGAUGACUCUGAAAAAAUUGCUUGUUUAUGUGGUUCAUUCAAUUGUCGAAAAUGGAUGAACUAAAUUUGUAAAUUUCUACUGACUUUAUACCUUACCCUCGACCGAUCUAUGGAAAAUUUGUAUCUAUAGCGCCUCAAAGUCCAUUCUUAAAUGUUUGGAACCAAAAUAUUCGCCAAGCUUUUUAAAGAAAAAGUCUAUAAAGAUUACCGUUUAUUUAUUGUGCAUUUUUCAAAUGUGCUAAAUAUGCUAACUACGAGUCUUUCCUUUGUAAAUAAAUGGUUUGCAGCCAUUGAUCUCAUUUUUAUAUUCUUUAAUUAUUUGUUUGUUAUGUCUUUCAAAUUUUAAAAUCGAUGUUGAAUUAAAAGUUGUACGUAGAAAAAUUUUAUCCUAGCAGUUGAGUUUAUUGUUUGUUUAUUUUAUUGUAAUCAAGUUUAUAAUCGAAGUAUAUUUGUAUUUACUUUCGUGUAUGAAAGAAACUUUAUAUAAUAA
This is a messenger RNA of Hydra vulgaris (swiftwater hydra), 12039 nucleotides long. RefSeq lists its product as uncharacterized. Gene Ontology annotation, cellular component: nucleus; MLL3/4 complex. Gene Ontology annotation, molecular function: histone H3K4 methyltransferase activity; transcription coactivator activity; histone binding. Gene Ontology annotation, biological process: positive regulation of transcription by RNA polymerase II. The record is from RefSeq and is a predicted model, not a curated record. Lineage: Eukaryota; Metazoa; Cnidaria; Hydrozoa; Anthoathecata; Hydridae.